UCUAUCCUUUACUCCUACUCGAGCUCCUACGCUGCCCGGGCACUGGCCGUCGGGCAUAUAUAGGCACUCUCGCUCGACCUUUGACAGUGCCACACACCCCAUCGCAAGCUCUGGCUAGCCAGGCGAAUUAUCAUGGCGAUGCUCUAGGGGACGUCGAAUCCGAGAUUCACGAGUUGCUGUCGCCACAGCUGUGUUGCUAACAUCCGAGAGAGAGGGAGAGGGGGAGAGAGAAAAGAGACUUUUUAAAAAGAAGAGAUAAAUUGUUUUAAGUUGUCAGUGUCAAGAGAAAAGUGCCAAGAUGAGGACGACUUACGUGGGGACUUUGUUCAUGGCUCUCCUGGCAACAUCGAGUCUGGGUGCGGACCACGACGUCAUGCAAGUUCAGUCUCCUUUCGUCGUGAAGCACCCUCUGGGACCAUCUAUGGAAGUUCUUCGACGUCAGCCAUUGGGCGCUUCCACUUCUUUCCGGGAGUCAAGAAAAAGAAAUGCUAACUUCCCAGCAUAUGGGAGAGAUUGCUUCUCCUGUAGCACUGGCACCUAUGGCUCCUCUGACUGGAGCAGCAGUGGUAGCAGCAGCAGCAGCCACAGCAGUGGGGGUUCUUUUGCGCCUGGAGCUGUUGGAUACCCGACCUAUGGGGCUCCUCAUUCAACAUCGUCUCGCCAGGAAUUUAGAAGCGAGCAGAAAUUUGUCAAUGGUCAACCAAUCUAUGAACUGCACCAUGAGCGUAAAUUUCAAGAUGGCCAACUCGUCCACGAGGAAAAAAGAGAAAAAGAUGAAGAUGAUUUUGGUGUAGUCCAGACACCUGGGAUGAUCUCUGGGGGACAAGCCUCUGGUAUUACUUAUGACUGGGGUGUUCAGCCAGGUAUUUCAAGGAGGGCUGAGGAAGUUAGACAAGAAAACCGUACUUAUGGGUCCCAAGGUUAUGGAAGUGGUUACAGUACUGGAAGUCUUGGGUCAGAUGGCUUUUCUAGUAGUUUUGAUGCUGAAGUUGCUAGACUGCGAGAGGAUUUGCACAGGCAAGUGGGCACUUAUGGAUCUCAACCACUUCUCCCUACAAGUGGUAGCAGCCAUCGCUCAGAAUUUCACACACAGACUCGUUAUAUUAAUGGGAAACCAGUGUAUGUAAAAAAGGAAGAAAGGAAGUAUGCAGAUGGAAGACUGGUACAUAACAGCACAGAAGAAAAGGAUGCUGAUGAACUUGGUACCUCAGAUCUUCAGCAUCAGUACGACUCUACGGGUGCUCUCUCUGGAGUGCCUGUGGGUGGAUAUCAUGAGAGAAGGCAUCAUUACCAAGAAAGCUACAGUGGUGGUAACCCUUGGUAUCCUGCUUCAUCUCCAUAUUAUGGAAGUGGUCAGAGGUCAAGCUGGGAUUCAUCUGACACACAAUAUGGAUCAUCAAGUGAAUCAACUCAUUCUCGCUACAGACCAAGCUAUGGAAGUUCAGCCCGGACAGACCACGAGGAACACUCAGCAGACUCCCAUUACUCAAGGGACAGUGGUGCAUCUUUCCCCCAAAGACCUGCUACACCUGAUUCUAGAGAUCAUUCUUCUACUUAUCCUGCAUACAGACCAUAUGCAAGCACUUCUACUUACUCCAAACAAGACUCUCAUGAAAGUAGGGCAUCUUCACCUUACCGACCAUCUCAUGACUCUUCUGUACAGUAUAGACAGGAUUCAGAUGGUUUUUCAUCUUUUUAUCCAGCUGGCACUUCAACUUCAGGCUCAUCUCACCGAGUACAAGACUCAUCGGGCAGAACUCCUACCUACUCAUCUCCUUAUACACCAGGUCAUGGAACCUCAUAUGGUACCUAUGAUGGGGAAACUCAUGAAAGUGCAUCAUCAUCCUACCCUUCACAUAGACCAGCGAGUGGUAGUUCUACCCGAACACAUUCUGAGGCAAACUAUCAUACUUCCUCUUCCUAUCAGGGUCAUAGGCCAUCUGCAGGGGAAUCAGUAACACAAAUCUCAGGAGAUUCUUACAGGUCACCAUCCUACAGACCAUCACCUGCUAGCCAUCCAUCCUCUCAUCCAUCCUACACAUCAUAUGAAGACAGGUCAUCAGGAUCAAGAGGUUAUUCGGAGGAGAGACACUCAUCAUCUUCACAUUCUGCUGGCAGAUCUUAUACAGGUGGUCAAAGUGAGUCCUCUUCUGAGGAUUUGGAAGAAAGACACCUGUUGCAAAGUGCUGUUGACUCAUCUUCUGAACGAGAUGAUACGUAUACUGGACAUGUGGACACGAACACAAUAGGUAGAGAAUCCUCUAGAGAUUAUGAUCAACCAUCUAGACCAGGAACAUCUGAUCAUUCAUACAGUCAAAGAGGUCACUCUGAAACCCAAUAUACUAGUCAUGCUGAUAGAGAUUCAUCAGUACCAAGAACUGGGGGGGGAGCUCGAACAGUUACAAUAGAUCUUUCUUCAUCCCCCCAGUCUGGCGCCCCCUCAGGUGGACAUACCCGUUAUAGUCAAGACUCUCGAGUACACAGUACAGAGGAGCAUUCUUCUGCUUAUGGACGAGGAGGAUAUGCACCUCAACAUGAAGAUCAUGUUUCUUCUCACUCUAGAGCGCAACAUGCCAGCAGAGAUACUUCAUCCAGUACUGGACAUAGACCAGUAGGCAUUCCUGGAGUUAUCAGUGGGCCAUACUCAAGUCAUGGAGAAGGAGAUUAUUAUGACAAAGAGCGUUAUGAUAUAAGCCCCUUAGAUGAUGAAUCGCCUCAAAUACCUCUUGUAGAAAAUGAAAUAGAAACUUCUUACCCUGUACCACAACCAGCUGAUGAUGGAACUGAUAGCAGUGACCUCCAUGAAGAUUAUUCAGGUGACUCAGUUGGUCAAGAUCUUGAUGAACCUAAAGAUUCUGGUUCCCCCUACUCUGGUGAUGGUAGUGGUGACUCUGCUGCAAGGAGCUCAGAUAGAGCUUCCGGGUAUUCCCAUUCAUCAUAUCUUUACAACAGAACUCACACCAUCUAUGGAACCCCUGUUUCUCAGCCUGCGUCUCCCAUCGAUCACACUCGUCGUGAUUAUUCCCGUACUUCCACAGUUGAUGAUUCACGCAGAGUCUAUCCUGCAACCUCAGGAUCUCAUCAUUAUCGAUACAAUGAAACCAGGAGACAUUCUACGUUAAUUGGUGGACAACAACCUGCAGUUACUUCAGGCUCAUCACUGACAUCAGAUUGCACACAAAUUAGUGGUUGUGUUGCUGGUUCCUCUCAGACUUCAUCCAGACGCUCAGAAAUCCGCACCAGCAAAAGGUACAUUAAUGGCCAAUUGGUUGGCAUUACUCAUUAUGAGCGCAUUUAUGAAAAUGGGAAUCUAGUUCAUGAAAAUGUUACAGAACAAGGUGUCGAUGAACUAACCCCAGCAGAACUUCAGAAAUAUGGAAUACACCAAUUAAGCCUUGCACAAGGCAGCUAUGAACCUGAAAGCUAUUCACAGCGCCAUGAGGUGAGACAAGAGAAAAAGUUUGUGAAUGGGCAGCAGAUAUAUGAUUUACAUCAUGAAAGGCGAUUUGAAGAUGGCCAACUUGUCCAUGAAAACAGAACUGAGAAAGAUGAAGAUGAUCUUGGGGUGUCAGCUGAGGGUGGGGCUCAGCUUGGUGUCGGGUAUGCCGGAGGUUAUUCAGAAACUGCAAAUCGACAUGAAGUCAGGCAAUCACAGCAUAUGCAACAACAUGUCACUUCAGAAAGCAGGCCAGGAAGUGUCGGGCAAUCAUCCGAAACACGACGUGUGGCUGAUACUUCAAGAGUUGUCACUAAACCUGUGUACACGACUCGUCGCCAAGAAACUCGACGACAACAGGAAUACAUCAAUGGCCAACCUGUUUAUGAUCUUCAUCAUGAACGCCGUUACCAGGAUGGUUCUCUGGUCUAUGAAAACAGGACUGAACUGGAUGAGAAAGAAUCAAGAGGAUCAACAGGCUAUCAUGAUGCUCUACACGACAUGAUGUCUGGAAGUAGCCUAAGGACAGUAUCAGAGUCAUCUCAUGGCAAAUCAUCAGGAGCUUCUGCAAGUGGAUCGUACGAUUCCCACUAUGGUGGAUCGUAUGGAGGACCAUCAUCAUCUUCACCAUCUUCCUCCUCAUCACACGUUGGUGGGUCUUACGAAGGUUCUUCAUCUUCAGUUGUUCAAGAAAGUUCUAGAACUCAUGAAAGCUCUGGUUCUGCUCUUGGUUCAUCAUUACUUACUGGAGGUUCAUCUUUGAGUCACUCAGGAGGAGCUACAACUACUAUCUUUGGUACUUCCCCUCUUAGAGGAUCUGGUUCUUCUGUGGGUUCUACAUUGCUUACUGGAGGUUCAUCAUCUAGCGAGGCUACUACUACAGUUUUUGGUACAUCCUCCCAUGAGAGUUCUGGUUCGUCUCUUGGUUCCACAUUGCAUACUGGAGGCUCUGCUUCUGGUCAUUCUGGAAGAGCUGCAACUACAGUCAUUGGUUCUUCCACCCAUGAAAGCUCUGGUUCUUCUGUAAGUUCCUCACUGCUUGCUGGGGGUUCUGCUUCUGGCCAUUCUGGAAGAGCUACAACAACAGUCUUUGGUGCUUCGCCAAGUCUUGAUUCUUCAAGCAGGGAGUCCUCUUCUAGACACUAUGAGGCAUCACAGAGAUCUUCCACAGGCAACUCAGGAUGCCUCACUUGCGUCCUUAUGGGAGGUGGUUCAGGAUAUUCAAGUCAUGGAUCCUCAUCAUCUCACUCAGCCUCUCAAGAUUAUUCAUCUGGGUAUUCAUCUUCUUAUGGUGGAGAUGGAGCCAGUGAUGGAUAUAGUCAAAGAAGGGAAAUGAAUCGUGAAGAGUAUUAUGAAGAUGGUCAGUUAGUUCGUGGACGAGCAGAAGACAGAAGUUUCCGAGAUGGACAACUGAUCCAAGAGAACAGGCGUGUAUAUUCAGGGAUUCCAGGACAAAUCACAGGUGCCGAAGCUCUACAGUCUGCUCGCACAUCCUAUGUGAGCGCAUCUUCUGCAUCCUCUUCGUCAUCUCAUGAGGAUGCCACAGGGUACGGAGCCAGAGUAACCGUUAAAGGAGACACCACAGGGGUAUGUGACCCUAAUCCAUGUGUGAACGGAAGCACUUGCAUCGCAGGACUAAGAGGACCGCUCUGUGUCUGUCCCUUCGGAUUCAAAGGGACGCGAUGCGAAGAAGCUUACUGUCCCAAAAGAUUCUGUAGGUACGGGGGUAACUGCAAUGUUGUGGGCGGAAAACACGAAUGUGCUUGCAAGAGUGGUUAUUCUGGGGCGAGAUGCUUGACAAGAAGAAGCCCUGAAGCUUGAAAGAUUUACGGAAGAAGAAGAAGAAGUAGCUCUACAAUGCUCCAUGAAAGUGUUUUAAAAUGACUCUUUGCCUUUAAC
Messenger RNA from Macrobrachium nipponense, 5335 nucleotides. Its product is annotated as hornerin-like. The record is from RefSeq and is a predicted model, not a curated record. NCBI's taxonomy places the organism in Eukaryota, Metazoa, Arthropoda, Malacostraca, Decapoda, Palaemonidae. The coding region runs from base 299 to 5257 and encodes 1652 amino acids. The transcript is spliced from 7 exons.